AUGAAAACAAUGCCAAGAAUAUUACUGUUAUUGUUCAGUUUAUCGGUGAUGACCAUGAUAUUUAUAGCUCGUUGUGGUCUGUAUAUGGACGGCUACCUCUCUCGUACUCCCAAUGGUUUGCCCACUGUCAGCGACAAGGUUGAUGUCAAGCGCCAGGUCCGUGAUGUGCUUCAAGAAAAGGAGUCUCAACAUUCUAAAGUGGUCCAAUCUCUUCAGAAACAGAUAGAUAAUUUAGAGAACAGACUGCGAGAAGCUCAAGUGACAGAAGUUGAAAUCCAAACAUAUCACAUCAUGCCAAAAAACUUGUCGGAUUUUUCUCAGUUUUUCAAUGAACAGUUGCAGGCAGCUGAAAUUCUACAAGGUAUGCCAUUGAAAACGGAAUAUGAUGUUGUGUCUUUUAAUAGAUUUACAUUAAACCGCGUGUACCUGGUUGAUCCAGGUUUAGGAAAACGUGUGAUUGAGAAGCCAAUAGGAUAUAAGAAAAAAGAUUUAUUAGAAAUAAUAACACAUGCUAUGAACAAACUAAACGAAAACAGAACAGGACCAUAUAUUAAGUUAUAUACAAUGGAGGAUUUUUUAGAAGGUCUGUAUAGAAUUGAACCAACAACUGGAACCCAUUAUGAAUUAUAUUUUCAAGAUAUAGAUUCAUCUGUGGCUUAUUCUUAUAAAAAAGUGAUAUUAAUGAGACCGUUUGGUCCACCAAUGUUGGUCAGUAAAAAUAAAGUGACUACUGAUCAAGCUUGGAUUAAUUUGAUUCUACCAUUAUCUGGAAGGAUCGAGACAUUUCGUUUAUUUAUGGAGAGAUUUGUCAGUGUAUGUAUUAAACAAGAUAAAAGAGUAUAUUUAACCGUGGUUUAUUUUGGUACAGAUGGUCUACAGGAAGUUAAGAAUAUCAUGUCCGCUAUCGCUAAACACAACAAAUUCAAACAUAUGAAACUAGUUACGUUAAAUGAGAAAUUUGCCAGAGGCCGAGGACUGCAAAUAGGUGCAUUAAAUUGGAAAAGUGGUGAUGCCAUGUUAUUUUUAUGUGAUGUGGAUAUCGUAUUUAAUGGUGAAUUUCUGGAACGGUGCCGGUUAAAUACAGAACGUGGAAGAAGAGUCUAUUAUCCUAUAGUAUUUAGUUUAUAUAAUCCCAAUGUGGUUUAUUCUCUACAAGAUAUCACCAUUCCUAAUUUAAAAGAUCAACUAGUCAUAUCUAAAGAUACAGGAUUCUGGAGAGAUUUUGGUUAUGGAAUGACCUGUCAGUAUCGCUCAGAUUUUCUUAAGAUCAAAGGUUUUGAUGAACAUAUCACAGGAUGGGGUGGGGAAGAUGUAUUUUUAUAUCAAAAAUAUGUCAGAAGUGACUAUUUGGUUGUAAGAGCAACAGAUCCUGGUAUAUUUCAUUUAUGGCAUGAAAAAUACUGUGACCCCAAUCUAACCCCAGAACAAUAUAGAAGUUGUAUUAGAUCUAAAGCUUUAAAUGAAGCCUCUCAUGCUCAGUUAGGUUUAUUAGCAUUUAAAGAUGAAGUUGAUAUUCAUAGAAGUUUUGUCAAAAAAAGUCAUGAAAAAUAUUAG
Messenger RNA from Lottia gigantea (owl limpet), 1554 nucleotides. RefSeq lists its product as hypothetical. The record is from RefSeq and is a predicted model, not a curated record. The coding region runs from base 1 to 1554 and encodes 517 amino acids. Gene Ontology annotation, molecular function: glucuronosyl-N-acetylgalactosaminyl-proteoglycan 4-beta-N-acetylgalactosaminyltransferase activity. Lineage: Eukaryota; Metazoa; Mollusca; Gastropoda; Lottiidae. The transcript is spliced from 2 exons. Gene Ontology annotation, cellular component: Golgi cisterna membrane.